ACGUCAUUAUACCGGUCCGAGGGGACGUCCCGAGGGUUCGCGGGGGUAAUGCUCUUGGCGAGCGCAAGUGAGGAGCCCCGGGCGGCCUUUUCUCCCUUCGUGCCCAUCAAGGGAGGAGGAGAGGGACUCGGUCGGUCCCAGGUCCACCAGCAGUUGCGACUGCAACCGAUAAAGCGGCGGCCAGCGGGGGGAAGCGCCUCGUGGUGCACGGCGGUGCUCCUCUAACGGCGGCUAGGAGGGAGUUAUGGUGUCUCGCGCAUGCAAUGACUGUGGCCGCCGCAGCCGUGACACUGUGGCAUCGUGCCCACCUCUACAAGGCGCUCGCCUGCGUCGUCCUCGCCCUGAUCGCCGUCCAGUACCUGCUUAGCGGCGGCGUGCUCGAUCGUCGCUCCAUCGAGACCAUUUUCACGAUCAACGCGACCAGAUACGCGGAUCGUUCGUAUAGGACUCAUCCGCGCGGCCUGAUCAUAUACGGUCCGGCAACUGCGGUGCCGAACUUAACCGGGGGUGGCAAUGUAUCUUCGACAACGAUACUCUCAAUACUGGCCAAGAGCCUAUCGAACUCGUCCAGAUUCGAGCCCGUGCCGACUAGAAAUCUGGUCGGCGGAGCCGCACGAGAACUUCCGGUGGCGAACGCGACUAAUAACACGACCAUGCCACGAUGUCCCCUCAUCCCACCGAAUUUGGUUGGACCGGUGGUCGUCAGUAAGUCACCGCCACCCUUGUCCGAAAUGGAGAGGUCAUUCAUGGAGGUGAAGGCGGGCGGUAGGGGUUGGCCCGCGGAUUGCAUUGCCAGGCAUCGCGUAGCCAUAAUCAUUCCAUUCCGCGACCGACCACAGCAUCUGCAGACCCUUCUCUACAAUAUGCAUCCAAUCCUACUGCGGCAGCAGAUCGAGUAUCAGAUCUUCGUGAUCGAGCAGGAAGGUACCGGAGCCUUUAAUCGAGCAAUGCUUAUGAACGUCGGCUAUGUGGAGGCUCUGAAAGAAAGAACCUUCGAUUGUUUCAUCUUUCAUGAUGUUGACCUACUUCCGGAGGAUGAUAGAAAUUUGUACACUUGUCCCGAGCAGCCCAGACACAUGUCGGUCGCGGUGGACAAAUUCAAGUACAGAUUACCUUACGCCGAUCUUUUUGGUGGCGUAUCCGCAAUGUCGCGCGAACACUUCCAACUGGUGAACGGCUUCAGCAACGUCUUCUGGGGUUGGGGUGGCGAGGAUGACGAUAUGGCGAAUCGCAUCAAGGCCCACGGCUUGCAUAUCUCGCGUUAUCCGGCGAACGUCGCGCGCUACAAGAUGCUCACGCACAAGAAGGAGAAGGCCAAUCCGAAGAGGUAUGAGUUCCUGAAAACAGGCAAAAAGAGGUUUUCCACUGACGGGCUAGCCAACCUGCAGUACGAACUGAGCGAUAAGCGGAAGCCAAGAUUGUACACGUGGCUCCUGGUGAGACUGACGCCACCGCAGCCCAGCUGAUGGCUACCCUGGCUCGGCUGAACGCUCCUACGCGCCAAGUUUACCCCUAGUAGCAAGGUCAAUACGAUCGUUACGAGAGCACGUCUCUGGAGUUUGCUAUUCAUCGAUGGAACAAGAUCAAGAACGAAAAUCAUUCGCGCAAAAUAUGUUUGCGAGAGAAGCGUGGCGUUCUUCUUGCGUGAAAAUGCCAAAUCAUUGACGAAAAGACGAGGUUCCGAAUGCACCGGUUAUUUGUAUCCUUAACUGAUCUAACUGCAAACAUUUAUGGCACACUCGAUGCAUAAUACAAUUCGUUGAAAGUAAGAAGCUCGAGUAAUGAAUAAUGAGAAAGAUAAGAAUAAUGAGGAAUGUUCUGUAAGAUUUCAUAAUCCUUAAUUAAAAGAGAUGCCAUAUAGUGAUAUGACCUCUCUGUAUUUAGAAUUUCUAAUUAAUCCUACGCCAUCCAGGUUUUAUCGGAGAUUGAUCGCUUUCGAUGUUUCUUUCCUUCGAUCAAAAAGGCAAGAAAAUUAAUAAGCCGAAAAAAUAUGUCGUUUGCAUACUGUAUUAUUAAGGAAGGACUCUGUAAAAUUAAAAAUUUCGAGAAGUUUGGCGCGCAGGAGACGCAGGAGAAAGAUUAAUGCGAAGCUAGAGCGCGUCAGUGUUAGGGGUUACGAAGAGGAAAAAGAUGCUUUCAUAUGGGAGUUGUCGAGUAUCUCGCCGUUGCAUGAGGGCCUCGCCCUCAGUUUGUCCCUCUUCCCAUGGGAGGAGGAUGUUGUUACGUGAUAUAUUUUUAUUCCUCAUAUUUUUUUAUCGCGACGAUAGGUUAGAGAGCGAGUAGAGAGUAGCAUACGAGCUGACGUGCCAAAGGAGAGAAUGUGUGUGUAUGAUGUGCGAGAGAGAAAGAGAAAGAGAUAGAAAAUACGAGGAAGAAGCCGAGAGAAUGAGGAGCUCCAGUAUCCUUCUUAAAGUCAAGCAACGAUAUUAUAGUAUACACAAAGCAAACUAUCGUCGCUCGAGGGAACUUUAGAGAGCUUCCGCUUUUACGGCUUAUAUAUCCUAUUCAUCGUUAGGUGAUCAUCGUGCACGGUGUGUCGUCUCGUUAGCGAAUAAAAAAAAGCAAUCCGGACAAUGAAUUAAAAAAUCGUACAAUAGCUUGUUAAUAAUAAUGAGUCAGCCAGUAAUUUGUUUUGAAUAUUAAUGCAAUCCGAGAGUUAGCAAAGACGACCUUCCAACUCUUCCGCUAACGAGAAACUACCGUAUGAUUCUAAAGAUAGAAUGGAUUAGAGUUUGUAAUGAGAGAAUAUACAGGAGGGAGGAUAAUGUCGCGGAUAAAAUUUCUCGUAGGCUAAUCACACGAGACGUAACGCGAGAGGUUUCGAAUCACUUUUCAAGGUCGCGUGUCACUCGUUAAACCUUGAUCCGAACGCGUUCUGAAUUCGUAACUCGAGCUCUCAAGGCGAGAUCGGAGCUUAUUUUUUUACGAAACUGUAAAUUAUCGGUUAACUUCGUUGCGAGGGAUUGAUUUUUCGGUCAAUAUAAUAAACGCGAGCAUUUCACUGUGUGAAAUGAAGAAAUGGUACUUAAUUGUUUGAUGGUAAGCGAGGAUACGCACACUUUGCUCGCGUAUACUUACGACUAGAUAUGAAAUAGAAUUACCUGUUUGCCUCAAGGUAAGAUAUAAGAAUUCUUCAAUAAAAAUCGUAUUUUUCUUCCAAGACAUAGAUUGAUCUUCAGACUUAAUUGUAGCAAUAUCUCGAAUAAGCAGUUUUUAACUAAAAUCAGACAAAUAUUUAAUUUUUAUUUAACCAGUUAUCAAGUUUCGUAGAAAACUAGAAUCAGAAAAAAACAAAGAAUCACUUGAAACAAGAAUAAACUUAACAGAAGUAAUUGAAAAACUUUAAUGAAUUCUUGGCUAAUAAAAAUAUUUAAUUAACCCCGAUCAACAGUAACUGAUGUUUGUACAGUUUGUCUCUAAAAUUAACUUCUUCACACAAUUAGACAAUUAUACGUUUCGAGAGAAAUAACGUGAAUAUAUACUUGCUGAAUGCGUGUGAUCGAAAUCCACUUGAAUAUAUGCGAGACGAUAGCGAACGCAUUCAAGACUUAGGAUACACUAACAUAUCACGUCUUGUCAUAGAGCGUAGUGAGACACCUGUGAAGCUUCACGGUCAUGUAUGGACAAGCAUACUUAAGCAUUAGGCGCAAGCGAGAGCACGGGCUGUGAAUAAUGCAUCUUUCGACGGCUAAAAAGAUCACGGCGAAAGAAACUUAGGAGAUAGACUCGUGAUGACGAGCGGUACAAUUAACAUUCUUUUCCUUUCGCGUUGUGCAACCAAUCGCAAUCGAUCGAUACUUAUCCCCGUCAAAACUCUCGGCCCCAAAACUCAUCCACCCAACUGCUUUUCAAAGCUAUCCGACUUAUUACUUCGCAUUUAGCUUUGAUAAACUGUGUUAAAAUUUUCAACUGAACAUUGAUCUCAACAUUUUGGCGAUAGCAAAAUAAACUAUGUGUUCUCAUACCUUUUUUUUUAGUCAAUGUAAAUGUAAUGAAAAAAUAUUAACAAAUGUGUCUUAAUUAAUUUAAUUUAUAUGGCUUGCUUUUCUUUUCAAGCGAAUGAAUCGUAAAUGCGAAGUGAUAAGUUUUUCAGAAUUACUGGAGACAGGAUUCAAUUGAUGUUUGCGUUGUACGAAGUGGCACGUGCAUGAAAAUUCCGAUUGAAAAAAUAUGAGAUGCGGGAAAUAUUGAAUAUGCGUUAGAUGCGUUCCUUUUAACACCGUUCCUGUGAUUAAACAUUCCGAUGUUAUCCGAUAUGUAAAUAUGUAAUCAGUUUGUUUUGUUGUUUUUGCGUAAUCUGACUUUAUCCUCUCAGACAUGAAAUUAAAAUCAUUCAAGUUGUCACUUAUUCUUCUGAAAUUGAAUAUUUAAAAUUGUUUCAUAUAUAAAAGAGAGAUCUUUUUGUUCAAAAAUAUUAAAACUAUUUUGUAUUCUUAAAAAGAGAAUUCAAUUAAGAGUUGUGAGAAAGAAUAAUUUUUAAAAUUACAUUAAAUAAGAAAAA
Molecule: messenger RNA, 4501 nt
Organism: Formica exsecta
Lineage: Eukaryota; Metazoa; Arthropoda; Insecta; Hymenoptera; Formicidae
Product: beta-1,4-N-acetylgalactosaminyltransferase bre-4-like
Exons: 6
Coding region: 264-1466 (400 amino acids)
Biological process (GO): glycosphingolipid biosynthetic process; carbohydrate metabolic process
Molecular function (GO): N-acetyl-beta-glucosaminyl-derivative 4-beta-N-acetylgalactosaminyltransferase activity
Source: RefSeq, a predicted model, not a curated record